AACGGUAGGAGUGGAACCCGCAUUGAGUUUCUUUAAAGUGUUUAGCAUCCAAAUUAACUGGAAUAAUGCUUUUCAUUUUUGGUCUCUCUUUGGUGUGGAUGCCGCUCUGUCAAUGCAUAUCUUCGGCAGAUUUAUUAAUUGUUGGCGCUGCUGGGAAAGAUAUAACCAAUGAAAUAAUCGACCGAAUGCAAGCAAAUGGCUUACUUCCAAAUCAUAAAAUCUUUUUCCAAACCCUAGCUUCAGUACAAAGCGAUUAUGGAGUGCCUUUCAUUUCAGAAAACGGCGGUAUUUGGCGGAUUAACGAACACAUGUUGAAAAGGAUCCAGGAAGCGUGCAAGAAAGCUUUGUCUUCGACUUGCGAACUGUACAAAGAAAUAUUUCACUAUGAUAUUUCAUCCGCUACCAUCACCGAUAUGGACAAACCGUUAUAUUCUGGCUUGAUGAUAUUUCUAUAUAUCUUAUCACUGGAUGAACCUAUACCGGAGAACCGUAGAGAACAAGCAAUAUACUGGAGAAAACACGUUAAUUUAGAUGGUAAAUUGGGCGACUAUUUAACACACUCUGAUCGAAUUCUUGGUUUUGAAAAUAUUGAAACGCCAUGUUCCGGAAAUUUGGUAAAUUCAAGCGGGUUACCAUAUUGCAAAAUGCCAAAUGUUUGCAGUCGAAGUGCUAUUGAAAAAGAAGAUAUAUAUUUUCCUUACACAGAUCCCAGAAUAUUUGUGAAGUGCUUGGAUACCUAUAAAUAUUAUAUCAUGUCUUGCCCAAAAGAUUUUGUUUGGUCUCAGACUACUGAUGCAUGCAUUCCUGAAAAUGCUGGGAAUGACAAUAAGGCUUACCAAUAUUCACGCACCACUGGUGGUUCCACAGCUAUUGUCAACAGCAUGCAAUUGAUUUUACUAUCUUUUUCAAUAUACCUUAUUGAAUUGUACCUAUAAUUCAGGUUAAUUUCUUUUAUUUGUCGUUAGCUUUACAAAAUUAUGUAACUAACUUAUUCAUCUUCAUAAGUCUAUGCUCUACGGUAUUCAAAUGUAAAUGAAAAUCCAGUUAUUCAAUAAA
Octopus bimaculoides (California two-spot octopus) is the source of this 1056-nucleotide messenger RNA. RefSeq lists its product as uncharacterized. Lineage: Eukaryota; Metazoa; Mollusca; Cephalopoda; Octopoda; Octopodidae. The record is from RefSeq and is a predicted model, not a curated record. Gene Ontology annotation, molecular function: chitin binding.